AUGCGGCAAACGUCCAUUUUGAAUCGAGCCCUGGAAGUUGUAGGAUCGUUGGUGAAUUUUAAAUCAAAGCGACCAGCACGAAACGUUCCUCGCAAGAGUGUUUUCUACCACAGCCAAGUGGAAUUCGAGUCGAUACUGAAUGAAAACAGCAGCGACGACGAGGAGUCCGGCGUGCAAACCGUCCCUACGUCGCAGUCGCGCCCGGCGACGACGAUGCCAGUCCGGCGGAACGAGUCCAGCUCCAGCGCGCAGUUCGAGAAUCUUACCGAUAGAGACGAGAUCAUUUUGGCUAUGAUCUGGUCGAACAAUCACUUGGGCGCGGCUCACUACAACAUCCUCACAUCCGAGUUGUCCGUGAUGGACGACAUCUACGACGAUGGCGUAUACUUCAACAUCACGAAGGCGCUAUACAGGCAGUGCCGGCCGCGCCAUGUCAUCACGAUCUCAGGUAUGUCCGAGGAGUUCCUCGGCGCGAUCGAGGCCCUGGUAACGUCGGAAACGACGUCGAGCGAUCCGGGCAGAUCGAUGACCAGCAGCGGCAGCGACGGACCGGCGCGGGUCUCGCUCCAGGUGAUGCGGAAGAAGGAGCACGGCUACGACCGAUGCUAUCACAGGGUGCGAUGCCUCAAGCUUCAGUCGGAGCCGAUGGAUGCGAACAACGCUGAGAGGCUUGUCUUCUUGCAAGGUUUCUUGAACUUCAGGUCGAUCGUUAUGAUCCAUGCUUUGGGUCUACUUUUGAUCUACGUCGACCAGCAUUGGGCGAACCUCGCUUUGAAUCCCUCCGGCAAGCCCAGUUUCGUGUCUUUGACUAGUUUGACGUUGCGCGACAUUGUCAUGAUAGACGACGACACUUACGAGGCGCUGCAUAUCGUGCACGCCAAGCACCAUCCGAGCCUCUUCAAGUGCGGCGACGCGACGUCGAAGAAGCAGAGCAGCAGCCUCUUCACCCUCCUGAAUCGUUGCCAAUCGCGUCCCGGGACGCAGUUUCUGUGGAAAAUGCUGCAGCAUCCUACGAGGAACGUCGAGACUCUCAACGCGAGACUCGAGGUCGUCGAAUUCUGCUUAAAACCGGAGAACCAGAGCAUCGUCGAAACCUUGACGUCGUACUUGAAGCACCUCUAUCGUUUGACCAACGUUACCCUGGACCGAUGCUUGGCACAGCAGGCUAAGAUCUCCGAUUGGCGGCGCUUGUACAAGACGGUCUCCUCGAUCAUCUACAUCGCCGACGGGUGCGAGAAGCAGCGCAAGAAAGCAAGACUGUUCGGCAAGAUCGUCGACAGCGUGACGAACGAAGUGCGAUACAUCAAGUACUUCCUCGAGCACAUAGUAGACUUCGGCAGGAAGGAGUCCGGCCACGAUUUCAUUGUCCGGUCGAACGUGGAUUCGCACUUGGACAAGCUGCAUCACACGAGAAGCAGCUUACCGGAGACGCUGACGCAAAUGGGCCAGAAGGAUAUGCAGGAGCACCUCCCGCCGUCGGUGACGACCUGCAAGAUGGUCUACAUACCGAAUAUCGGGUAUCUCCUGGCGAUCACUGGCUGGAACCCGUCGCCAGGCGACGACACCGAUUUGCCGAAUCUAGAGUUUAAGUUCGUCAGCAACAAUAUACGCUACUAUAAGAGCCCGGGCGCUAAAGAAUUGGACGACACCAUCGGCGACAUUCUCUUAAGGAUAAAUAAGCGGGAGACUUACAUCAUGCUGAAAUUCGUCAAGUACAUAAAUAAGCACGCCGCGCCGAUCUUCAGCGCGAUUCAACUGUGCGCCGAACUGGACACAUUGCUGGCGUUUCACGUGGUCGCACGAGAGCACAAUUACGUAAGGCCGUGCCUGGUGGAGCAACAGAUCAUAGCAGUGGAGCAAGGCCGGCAUCCCCUGCAAGAAUUCACGACGACAACAUUCGUCUGCAAUGACACCUAUUCCAGAAGCGGGAACAGCCUCGUGAAGAUCCUGACCGGCCCGAACGCCUCCGGCAAGAGCACUUAUCUCAGACAAGUCGCGCUCAUUGUGUUCAUGGCUCACAUCGGCUGCUAUGUGCCGGCUAAAUCGGCCACUAUAGGGAUAGUGACUCACAUCCUCACUCAGCUUACGUCUAUGACAAGCGUCGCGCUCAGCACGAGCACCUUCUUGGAGGACAUGCGGCAGAUAAACUCCGCUCUUUACGCGUCCACGCCGAAUUCCAUCGUGAUUUUGGAUGAAUUCGGUAACGGUACAUCCGAGGUGAGCGGUUUGUCGUUGCUUGCUGCCGUGCUGAACAACUUUAUCGAGCGCGGUGUCAACUGUCCGCACGUCUUCGUGGCUACGCAUAUGCACCGGGUAAUCAACAUGUUGCCGCGUGAUCCGAUGAUUGAAGAACAGACCUUCGAGUUUAUCACGAACGACGAUGGCACCGUGGCAUAUCUUUACCGUCUAAUUAGCGGACACGCGACACGUAGCUUCGCACAUGCAGCUGCACGAAGCGCGGGUUUGGACGAGCAAGUGAUCAAGCGAGCAUUAGAGGUGUACGAUAAGUUUAAGGCUGGCGAGCUGCCUUCGCGACUGCCUGAAGCGCGAAAACAAGACGGGGCGACGCGGAUUAUCGAACGAUUGCUGGAGUCUGACAAUUUUGGAGUGGAGUUCUUGGAGGAAUUGAAACUGAUGGUGCAACAAUUUAUGAAAGGUUUAGCCUAAAUAGGAAAAGGUCCUAAACAGAAUUUUCAUACGAGUAUAAAUAAUAUUUUAAGAAAAAGUUACCGUCAAACUUUAA
Harpegnathos saltator (Jerdon's jumping ant) is the source of this 2743-nucleotide messenger RNA. Its product is annotated as mutS protein homolog 5. The record is from RefSeq and is a predicted model, not a curated record. The transcript is spliced from 13 exons. Lineage: Eukaryota; Metazoa; Arthropoda; Insecta; Hymenoptera; Formicidae. Bases 1 to 2667 code for a protein of 888 amino acids. Gene Ontology annotation, cellular component: nucleus. Gene Ontology annotation, biological process: mismatch repair; chiasma assembly. Gene Ontology annotation, molecular function: mismatched DNA binding; ATP binding; ATP-dependent DNA damage sensor activity.